Molecule: messenger RNA, 5206 nt
Organism: Lutra lutra (Eurasian river otter)
Lineage: Eukaryota; Metazoa; Chordata; Mammalia; Carnivora; Mustelidae
Product: collagen alpha-2(I) chain-like
Exons: 2
Coding region: 1757-2863 (368 amino acids)
Source: RefSeq, a predicted model, not a curated record
UCUGUAUCUGCGGCAGCAGCGGGAGCCUAACACUGAGACGGACUUGUCCUUUGCAGCGUGGCGUGGGAAGGGAACGCUCACCCUCCUGAGUUCCGGGCGCAGAGGUGUGCCUUAUCCCCGACCUUGGGCGCUGCCUGUUGGGCAGCAUGGCGUGUGGGGGGUGGGGGUGGGGUGUCCCCCUCCCCCGGGCCCCAGCGUGGGGGCAGGGCACUUAGCGGAGGUCUGUGAUCUCGCUGCAGCCCCGGAGCCCGCCAGCCUGGGUGGUCCAGCAGCACCGUGCCAGGGGCUCCCUGAGCAAGCCGUAACAGAUGUGUCGCAGAAUCGGAUGCCUGGCCGGCUUCAGACACGUUAAAUUUAAGUAGGAAUCUCUACUUUUGAAAUAAGGGACUGUCUGUAAGACAUAGAGUAGGUCACAGUUUCCAUUAUCCUUCCCCCCCUUCCGGGCACUGAGCGGACGUGUCCUUUCUUGGUGUCGCCGGGUGCUGGUGGGAAGGGCUCCAUCCACGCGGGGCUUCUGUAAGGAAACCCGAUUCUUUCUCUCUCGGGGGAAACGUCGUCACGUUGAUGUUCGGUACGAGCACUUGUACCUGGAAGGGCACCAGAAAGGAGAGGUGCUGUCCCCAAAUGGGACUUGCAGACCCCUCCCGCCGAGGGAAGGAGGGAUUUGUGCCCGCGGGACUCUGAGGAGUCUGGAGAAGGAAGACAGAUGGGCGGUCUCUUUGCAAACGAAGUAUUUUUACUCACUUGUAUUUAUUAAGUGGAAACAAAGAGUCUCAUGUCCUUGGUCUGUGGUGCAGUUUAAUUACUAUGUUAAAAAUAAAGUUCUCUGUUUUCCCCCAGCCCACAUAGCAUUUGUCCUUGCUGAAUUUUAUGUAAUCCUGCAAAACCCAGGGCCGGUUGCAUCCAGGGCUGGCGGUGGAGGCCCCCAGCCAAGGGUUGCAUGGCAGGAGCCAUCUGGGGGGUCCCUUUACCCCCAGGCCCAAGUGUGCUUCAGCAGGCUGCUCUCUCCUCUCUCCUCGCUCCUGUGCUCUGCCCGCUGCGCCCUCUCCCUGCGGGGCCCUCUCCCCAUAGGGGCCCUGCGCUCAGCAGCCCUGCCGUGGCCGGCCUCUCCUUGGAGCGCGGCGCCCCCACCACCGUUCGGGGCUGUGGGGAGCGGCCGGCCGGUGUGGAGGCCACACGGUUCUGCAGAUGUCGGAAGGCGGGCGACUCUGGCGGGACUCAGAGGUGAUGGUGCCGUUGGGCGGCCUCGGUCUCAGCUGCUCGUUCUUUCCCAUGAGCUCGAGGCAGCGCCCGUGCCUGCUCGGGGACAUGGGAUGGGCUUGGUUCUGCGCCAGGGCUUUUCUGGGAGCUGCCGCCUCACUGGUGGUUGGAGGACGGGCUAUGCCCUUCACAGGUUGAGGAGUCGGGGUUGCACCCCCCCCCGGUGUAGCCCAGCGCAGCCAGGCUCGUCUCAUGGACCCUGGGUCCCAGCCAUGUACCCCACGUCCUCAGUUCCUGUGGCAACAUGAGCCCCGCUCUGGUGCUAGCAGAGCUGACCUGUGGGCCCGCCCUGUCCCUCCCCUCCCCUUGGAGGUUCUCUGCACCCACGCCCCCCAGGGCAGACCUGCCCCUCUCCCUCUGCUCCCACUUCACCUGCUUCCAGGGGCGGGGCCCUGCAGGUCACCACCACCUCCCCACCUGCCUUCCCCUGAGAGGCUGAUACUCCUGCUGGGGGGGGGGGGGCGGUCAGUGCCGCCUCCCCAUAGAUGGGGUGUGAAUGCAUGUGUGUGUGUGUGUGUGUGCAGGGGGCAGUGGCGCUGCUGGCAGAGGCUGGCCUGCCAGCCUGGGGACACGGGGUACUCACAGUGGUCUUCUACCCUUACUUUCCUUUUUGACUCAGUGUAUCCCUUCACGGAGGGCAGCUGCAGGGGAAAGGAACCCGUGUGUAGAAGAGUGUAGAAUGCAUAGACUUGCUGGGAAGGGUCUCGUGGCGUGGGGAGGUGUGGCUGGCCCUCCUGGCCCCUCUCACUCUUCCCUCAGUGGACGCACAGGCCACGGAAGCCCUGGUCUAGCUGCAGACAUGGGGGCUUUCCGUAGCUCUCAGCUCCUCCCCGGAGCCCCAGGCUGUCCCGCUGCUGGUCCUCUGGGGGAGGGGGCAGGGGGCUCAGCAUCUCCACGGGAGCCCCACCAGGCCAGGGCAUCAGGACCCCGCUCAGAAGGGAGCUCAGCACUUGGGGCUGAGGGGGUCCUGAGGGGCACUGGGUGUCUGUUGGGGGGGGGGCUCAUAGCUGGGGGGAGGCCGUGGGAGGGCGUUGUCUGUCUCUACACUGCUGCUGCCCUAACCGCUGACCUGUGGCCCGCAGGCCUGUGUGCUCCCUGUGGCAGGUGCCGAACCCCUGCGUCGAGCCAGCCUGGGGCGGCUCCCAGGGGCCCCAGGUGUGAGGUUGUUUUUCCCCCAGUGCAGGGGGUCGUGCUUCAGGGCUGUGGGACCAGCCUGCCUCCUCCAGGGACAGGAGCAGGGCCCGUGGGCCUCAGAGGGGCUGUGCUCCACUGGGUGGGGGUCACAGACCCAGAAGCCACCGGGGUGGGGGGACGGGCUUGUCUACAUGGUCAGUGGGGCAGGCCUGCCCCUUGGGCCCCCUCGGCAAGCUCUGCUUGUGAGCGUGUGGACGGCAGCGACCUUGUAGGCCUGCCUGGGUCCCCGGCCUCCCGGUUGGUGCCACCGGGAAGCCGUGCUGACAGGUCCCUUUCGUGUGUGUGUGUGUGUGUGUGCACGCGCGUGUGCGUAUGCAUGCGGGCCCACGUUCUGGCAGAGGGCCUGACGUUGGAAGCCGUUCAGAUGGAAACGAGAGAGAGGGACUGUCUUGCGCUAACGGCUCUUUGAAAUCCUGGGAAAUGCACUCCGGGAGCUGGGACCACAUGGAAGAGCCGCGGCUUCGGGGCAGAGCCGGCGCGGGGUUCUCACGGGGUUCCCCCACCUGGACGGGCUCCCACCCGAUGCAGCAGCCACGUGGGGCGCUGGGCGCCCCGUCCCUCCCACCCCACCCCGGGCGCUGCCCUGCCCAGCAUGUCCCCCGUCUUCACUAAGACCGCUCCUCUGCGCACGUGCCUCAGCAGGCUUCCCCGCGUGUGUGGACCCGUGCAGCUGCACGCGCGUGUGUGUGCGCCGCUCCUGCUGGGUGCGAGGCCCCGUGGCUUCGGGGCCUGCCUGAGCAGUGGGCACCCAACCCCCCCAAUACUUUGCAGGAAGCGCCGGGUCUGCAGGGAUGGUAGAUACAGGGCCCUGGGCGGAGCGGGAGCCGGCCCCCUGCCAGGUGCCCACGCAGCGGGGACCCCAGAGCAGCAGAGCCGGCUGGGCUGCUGUUGGAGCACGUCACUCUCCUCCCAUGGUGGCAGCUGGGACACGUGUGACAAGAACACAACCCCUGACACCAGUGUCCUUGGCACAUCCCUCGGGAGCCUGCCCAUGGAGACCGUGGGCCAGGGGAGAUGCUGCCACCCCCGAAGGCCUGGGGAGCUGGGUUCCUGACUGCGCGGUGGGGGCAGGGCUGAGGGGUGCUUAGGGGCUGUGCCUCUGCGGUACGCAGGCCACUCACCCAGCAGCGCCCUCCCCGUACCCUCCCUGCACCCUCCAUUCUGCCCUAUGCCUGCCGUUGGAGGUCAGGCCUAUCUGAAAAGGCAGAGAGCCCGUGGCGGACGCGUCGCUGUGGCCGUGCGCGCCCCUCGGAGCUGCUCUGUGGGGCAGGCAGGCCUCACCUCUGUGCUCCGCCAGGGAGCCCACGGAGGGUGCGCCGGUGAGCGCUGGGGGAAGGCUCGAGUCUCUGUGGCAAGGCAGGUGAGGGGCCACUGAGGGCCGUGGCAGUGCAGCAGGGGUGUGCCCUGUCUCCGUGUUCCCAGAUUCACUAUUUGGAAUGCUCAGUUGUGCUGCAGAGUGUAAGGUUGGGUGCGAGGAGACCAGGGAGAGGGAGCCGGGGGUCUGUGUCCAGGCUCACCUAGCAGGGUGGCGGGCGGGACAGGCCACGCUGCCGUGUGUGCACAUUCACUUCUGUGUGUCUGGAAACCCGUGCAGGGGCCGCCCCUCCACGUGCUGGACCAGGGAUGCGGCAGGCUGCCUGCAGCUGGCCCGCCGGCUGCCCCGUGCCCACCGCCCCCGCACCCAGGCUGGCAUCCAGUCCACAGAUGGGACCUGCUUACCGCGCCGAGCUUGGCACUUGUGGACCUCCUUCAAGUGCUUUCAUGCACCAUCGGGAGAAUGAUUAAAAAGCCAUUAACCUGAAUUUAGCCUGAUUGUCCCAAUAAAUGGGCCCCAUGAAUCACGUACAGUGCACCAGCCCACACACGCUUGAGCUCCGGGCGAGCGCCACCACAGGGGAGAACACGCCCCCCACCAGUGGGCUUGUGGGGGGCCCAAGGGUGCCUGCACUCUGGAGAGGGGGAUCCUCUGGGGCAAGACCUGGGGGGUUUGCAGGAUUUGGCCUUGGUAGCCAUGCGUGCUGCUGUGCACGUCUCCAAACCGCAUGUGACUUUGUGGUGAGCCAGGGUGGGCCUGGGGCCUCGCGGGGGCUCCCCCAAACCUCGGAGCUCUUUUUGCCAACGCGGGCGGUGCGUGGGGUCCCUGCCCCAUGGGGCCGCACGGACCCGCUGGUGGAGCCCCUCCCCUCCGUGCGGCUCUCCCGGGAGACAGCAGCGGGCUGGAGCAAGCCCACAAGGGAGGCCACUACCGGGGCCACGCACGGAAACCACAAAAGCCAUGCUAAGUAGGUCAAACUUUCUGCCCCCGUCUUGAGCACGAGGCUCUGCGUUCCUGUGCCUGACGGCUCCGAGCGACAAGGCUCGCGGUUCACCUGAGGUUGAGGGUUCUGUGUGGCGGCCAAGGCUGCGCGUGGUGAGACGGACGCCGGUGGUUCGCGCCUCGUUUCUGUGUCCGUGUGAUUUCCUUUCCUUACCUUACUUCAGCCAAGUCAUUAAUUCCGUCACGCGAGACUUUCAUUAAUGUCUGUUAACAGCGUUGGUCUAAAAUAUCUUUAAAAACCGUAUGUUCAAAGUGUAUAGAAUGUGAACGCAUUACCAUAAAAUACGGAAAUUAAAGUUAAAUAUAAAAAUUAGGAAUAUCUUUUGGUGUUUACAAAAAAUGAUCUGCUAAGGUAUUUAAGUGUAUAUACAGAAAUGAAAAAUGCAGGUUAUAGUUAAUUUGUAAAAUACAAAUGAACAUAGAAUCUAAAAAUUA